Messenger RNA from Patiria miniata (bat star), 2052 nucleotides. Its product is annotated as organic cation transporter protein-like. The coding region runs from base 89 to 1759 and encodes 556 amino acids. The record is from RefSeq and is a predicted model, not a curated record. Gene Ontology annotation, molecular function: transmembrane transporter activity. NCBI's taxonomy places the organism in Eukaryota, Metazoa, Echinodermata, Asteroidea, Valvatida, Asterinidae. The transcript has 9 exons. Gene Ontology annotation, biological process: transmembrane transport.
UUCCCUAAGCCUGGCUGGAUGUUCUCGUCACUCUUGAUCACUCUGAAGAGGGUCAGCGUUUAGAGCGCAUACAACUCGAUCGUGUCGGAUGUCAGAUUUUGGAAGCUGCCGACUCCCGUCAAGCAUGGAUGUGGAUGCGAACCUCCGAGUUGUAGGGUCCUACGGCCGACUCCAAAACCUCAACUGCUUGAUCUACGCCCUGACCGUGUUCCCGGCGGCGUUCCAGCUGACGGGGAUCGCCUUCACCAUGGGCCAGCCUGAGGGUUAUCACUGCAAACCGCCGGAGGGGUUCACGGCGAACGAGACGGUACCGGGUUGGCAGGAAUCGCUAGACGACUGGGGAGAGACAGAGAUUGAUGGAUGUAUGUUCUACGACGUCCGCAAUGGAAGCGUUAUGGAAAACACCACGGCAUGUGACACUGGCUGGCAGUACCAAACAAGUCACGGUGAAACAAGCGUCGUUACGGACUUGGAUCUGGUAUGUGAUCGGGGUUUCCUGGGAGGGACCCUACAGUCCAGCAUACCCCUUGGGAUUCUGGUCGGUUCGUACAUCAUCGGCCAGAUCUCGGAUACCUUCGGCCGUCGUCCGGCACUACUCGUGUCCCUGGUCGGGAUCGUCGUGUUCGGGACAGCAAUGAGCGUGACCUGGAACUACGAACUCAUGUUUGCCCUCGGUUUCAUGCUGGGGAUUUUCUUGCCGGGGAUACUGAUUGUCCGUUAUGUGCGAAUCAUUGAGAUGUACACGCCUAAACAGCGUCUGGUCGGCCAUACGUUCAGUGCCAUGCCGUGGUGUCUAGGCGUCAUGCUUGUUGGUCCAUUUGCCUAUCUCAUGCCGGACUGGCGCCACUUCCAGCUCGUGGCCACACUGCCGUGUGUUAUCCUGAUACCACUUGUGUGGUAUUCCUAUGAAUCCAUUCGCUGGCUGGUUCAGAGGGGUCGCAUUCAAGAGGCCGAGCGCAUCCUCCAGAAAAUCGCUGCCUCGAAAAACAUCGACCAACCCCGAGGUUUGCAAUCCGCCACUGGCGCAUAUUUGCCCCUCACUGUCCCCACUCAGGCGGAUCAGGACGCAGGGGCACAGCAUCAGAACCACAAUGAAACAUGCGAGGACGUUGGCGCAUGCCAAACUAAACGUAGAGGAGCGAGGUACACAGUCCUGGAUCUCUUCAAGACCCGUGUACUCGUUCUUCGCUCUCUGGUGGUGUUCUACUGCUGGUUCACCAGUAACUUUGUGUACUACGGUUUCACUCUCAAUGUCACCAAUCUGGCGGGGAACAAGUACCUGAACUUUUUCCUAAUGUCCCUGACAGAGAUACCGUGUUUCAUAUUCGAUUUCUUCGUUAUUCUGAGAUUCGGCCGACGGCGACCUCUGAUACUCUUCUACGAGCUCUGUGGUGUGGCCUGUCUUCUGACUGCGUUCAUCCCGAAACUCACGGCUUCUGGGGUUGACCUGACAAUUCUGAUUGUAAUCGUUGCGAUGAUUGGCAAGUUUUUCAUCACCGCCGCUUUUGACGUGACGUAUCUGGUUACAGCAGAGGUCUUUCCAACCAUUCUGAGAAACGUCGGUGUGGGAAGUGCGUCUCUCUUUGGUCGAGUUGGUGGAAUUGUUGCUCCGUUUGUCGUCUACUUGACUUUUCUCCACACCUCCAUUCCACUACUCGUCUUUGCGGUAACUUCGCUGGUUGCCGGCCUGCUCGUGCUCAUUCUGCCUGAAACUCACAACAAACCGCUGCCGGAAACCCUCGAGGACGGGGCAAACUAACUGGUUGCCUACCGCGCGUGUAACCAGUUUCAAAACUUUAUACGCCUAACACACUUGUGUACUUGGUUCGCGAAAGAAUUCAAACAUAAAUUUGGUUUUGGUAGGUGUUGGGCGGGGUGGUGUAGGUGUUGGUGGUUGGGGAGGGGUUUAAAUUAAAAAUAAAUUAAAAGGUGGGGUUAGUUGUCGGAAAGUGGUAAUCAGCCCGUAUUAUUUUUGUUUUAACUGUAAACCGGUGUCAUUUUUUAAUUGUGAAACUGAGACAUGGAAGUUGCAAAUUGACUGGUUAAAAUAUU